Molecule: messenger RNA, 1783 nt
Organism: Tribolium castaneum (red flour beetle)
Lineage: Eukaryota; Metazoa; Arthropoda; Insecta; Coleoptera; Tenebrionidae
Product: immunoglobulin A1 protease autotransporter
Exons: 10
Coding region: 219-1697 (492 amino acids)
Source: RefSeq, a predicted model, not a curated record
UCGGUCGUUUGCGCUUUCGGCCAAGCGUUGCUUCCGUAACCGAAUUGUUGCUCAUUAAAAAAUACAGUCAAUAGGCCCAUUUGGGCACAAUUUGAGUGAAUCCCACAAAUAUACACUCAUUUCCUUAUUUAAACUUCCGUUAACUUGGUGUUUCAUUCAAUUUUUAAAACGUAACUCAAAAGUGAGGUUAUGUUGUGUGACAAAAACUAGCCCAAAAAAUGUGGAAAAACAUUAAAAUCGACGAGGAUUUUACGUUAAACGUGCACGAAGCCGACGAACAACAAACAAAAGCGAACAUUUGUCUCAAAAAAGAGGAAUUGCCUUUUACGAGCGAAAUUAAGACAGAAAAUUGUCCCGAUUAUGGGACUCAACUUAACGAGUCUGGGACGAGCGGUGUUGUGAGUGAUUUUUUACCAAAUUAUUCAGUGAAAAAAGAGCCACAAGUGAUCGACUUGACCGAUGAUGAUUUAAGUGAGGUCAAGAAAGAACCAAUCUGUGAGAUCAAUUUGACUAAUGACGAGGACUUGGUUGACGCCAAGAUUGAAAUUAAGGCGCCAGUCAUUGAAAGAAGCGAAUUAGACGUUAUUGUGAUACCAGAUGACACUGAACCUGAAAUUAACAAUAAGACAAGUGAAAAUACUUCAGUUGGUAGGGAAAUAGUUAAACAAAUAAUUAAUUCAGUAAUUCAUAACGAAAAUGUGGAAAAAACAGUUCCAGACCCAGUGACAAGGCCUGCUAUAACUGUGAGGUCACCUGACGUAAUUAAUUGUCUCAAAGAAACAGUAGAGACAAGGUUGGCACCACCUCCCACAUCAGGGGAAACACAGCCGGCAUUACAGGUUCCUGUAAUUGCCCCAAACACUAGCGUUAAAAAAACCAACGGUGAGAUAGUUGGCGAUGCUUUGAGGUCACUCCUCACAGCCCAAUCACCAGAAGAACAAGAAACAAUCGGUAAAUUACUCAAAAAUUUGUUAAGUGAGGAUCAAGUGGCGCCCUCUGGUGGGUCAUUGGUUCGUAACGUGACGUCAUCAAGUAGCGAAUUUCAAACACCGCCUAAAAAAACGCCAAUUCGCCCCAAAAAAAAUAAUUCGAAAAAUCCCAAUAAAAAAACAAAAAGUGUACAAAAAAUUGUCAUGACGCCAACUGGUGUUAAAAUCGCCGAUCCGCAAAUAUUGUUUCUAAACGGUCAGAAGGACACGAAACGAACGUCUGAUUUUUUCGUUCGUUCGAAUUCGAAGCGUUCGCUUGAUUCGCAAUUAAAAGAGAAGAAAAACGAAUCACCGGUGAAAAAACAACGAACUGAAUCACUCCACUCGCUUCCAACAACGUCACCCAAGUCAAAAACCACCAAUUGGGUGCAAGAUCACUUCAAUGUGGGGGAAAAACCGGCAAAGCGGGGGCGCAAACCGAAGGCGCAACCUAAAACGCGUGGGCGCAAACCUAGAAACCAGCCGGCGCAAACGCCUAAAACACCGUCUAGGAGGCCUAGGAAACAGCCUGAAACGCCGGUGAUUCCCGAAACGGUGCCAAAUGCGAUCAAUGACACGUGUAAAAUUAUCGGAGAGUUUUUGAAUGGGGUUUUUAACCCGGAUUCGGUGCAAGGUGAGACGUUGCCGUCGUUUUUGGGACGGUGUUAUGGAACACAGUUGGUUAAUAUGUACCUCAGCUUGAAUGGGAAGAAACAAAGUGGGCCGUGAUUGUUUUUUUAGAUGUGUGGUAUCACAGUUGUCAUAUCAGUAUUGUUCGCAAUUUUGUAGCUGAUUAAAUUUUUUUCGAAAUCAAA